AUGGCACAUAAGGAGAACGAAGAUUCAUUUCAAGAAGACGACGUCUACAUCAAUGCCGAAGAUGGCAUGCCUAAUAUUCACCCCAAUAUUGCUAAUUUAGAGCAAGAACAUGACGUUCAAGAUGAAGUAGAUGAUUUAGAUGAUUUGCCGAAAUCUGUGAUCGUCACAAAUAUCCACAGUGACAUUUUCGCCGAUGAGAUAUUAAAGAGAGGAAUGGAAGAUUUGUUCCGCACUUUUUCAGACAAUAUCACUUUUCAAUGGCUACGCAGUUUCAAACGUUUGCGCGUUAAUUACGACAGCCCAUUAGCCGCAGCAAAUGCUCGCGUACAGCUUCAUCAAUAUCAAUUUCAUAAUUCGUGCAUUAACUGUUACUUUGCACAACCAGUGACACCGGUCUCAUUUAAAAACCUUCGGCCACCUGCACCUGUCAAGCAAUUUCUAAUUUCGCCGCCGUCUAGCCCCCCAGUUGGCUGGGAGCCACGUGAAGAAAAUGAACCAUUAGUUAAUCAUGAUCUCUUAGCAGCAUUGGCUACUUUAUCACCUGGCGAGAGUCAUGAACUGCACGCUCCAACUCCAACACAACCAGCUAUAGUGGUACAUACUGCUAUGGCAUCGGACACAAAAACAGCUCUUGUUGGCAAGAUAGCUCAUACUCGCUGUCCAGAUUAUUGA
Arctia plantaginis is the source of this 672-nucleotide messenger RNA. NCBI's taxonomy places the organism in Eukaryota, Metazoa, Arthropoda, Insecta, Lepidoptera, Erebidae. The record is from the annotation of a GenBank genome assembly.